AUGGGCGAUGCGACCGAAGCCAGCACCCCGAAGGCCAGCAGCCUGAAUGGUGGCCAGCAUACAGAUGCGCCCAUCCAGGGAAAUGGAAAUGGGACUGGCGAGCUGGCGCAAGAGCCAUCGGGCGACCACCCACCAGGGCCGCCCGUAUUCCCCCUGCUCCAGAACAGCGCUAGCAGCGAGACACUCGCCCAGAAUGCCCAGGCGCAAAAGGGUAGAGCUGCUGUAGAUGACACGGACGAGGAACCUGCCGUUGCCCAACCAUUUGUCCGCACGCGCAGUCCCGACUCGGCCUCCAGGGAGGAAACACCUCCGGAGGAUGAACGCGCCCCGGCGCGGCUGUUUCACAAGAUGCACAAGUUCACACUGUACGAGACGGCGAGCCGGUAUUACAUCGUGGGAGGCGACGUGACAGAAAAACGAUACCGUAUUCUGAAGAUCGACCGGAACACGCACGACUCGGACCUCAGCAUCACGGACGACAAGAUCAUCUACAGCCAGAAGGAGAUGAACUCGCUGUUGGACACCAUCGACGAUGGGAACAAGGGUACUGGUGGCAUCAAGCAACGAUGUACCGCCUGGGGUCUUCUGGGGUUCAUCAAGUUCACUGGGCCUUACUACAUGCUCCUGAUCACCAAGAAGAGUACCGUGGCAAUGAUAGGCGGCCAUUAUGUCUACCAAGUCGACGGAACCGAGCUUAUACCUCUGACGCCCGCCAAGUUCAGGCCCGAUGUGCGGAACACUGAGGAAUCGCGCUUCUUAGGCAUAUUGAACAAUUUAGACCUGACGAGGUCGUUCUACUACAGCUAUUCGUACGACAUCACGCGGAGUUUGCAACAUAAUAUCACGAGGGAGCGCGUGGCGCUGAUGAAGGGACAGCCAGGGAUCACAUACGAAGAUUCAAACUCCAUGUUCAUAUGGAACGACCAUCUUCUGCAGCCCGCAAAUGAUGUUUUGCACGAGCCUUUCGAUUGGUGCCGGCCCAUUAUACAUGGAUACAUUGAUCAAGCCGCGGUCUCGAUAUAUGGACGCACUGCACAUAUUACCAUUAUUGCCAGACGUUCGAGGUACUUUGCCGGAGCUCGGUUCUUGAAGAGGGGUGCAAAUGAUCUGGGUUAUGUUGCCAACGAUGUAGAGACCGAGCAGAUUGUCUCAGAGUCCCUGACCACCUCGUUCCAUUCGCCAGGCCCGAAACUCUUCGCGAGCCCUCAAUACACCUCAUACCUGCAGCAUAGAGGUAGUAUUCCUCUUUACUGGACACAAGACAACAUUGGCGUCACCCCCAAACCGCCGAUUGAGCUUAACCUUGUAGAUCCUUUCUACACUGCUGCGGCUCUCCAUUUUGAUAAUCUGUUCGAGAGAUACGGGUCUCCCAUUUAUGUCUUGAACCUCGUCAAGGCAAAAGAGCGACACCCGAGAGAGUCUAAACUGCUUGACGAAUACACCAACUGUAUCAAUUACCUCAAUCAGUUUCUUCCAGAUGAGCACAAAAUGAUCCAGAAACAUUGGGACAUGAGUCGUGCAGCCAAAAGUCGCGACCAAGAUGUCAUCGGGACACUGGAGAGCAUUGCUGAGUCCGUCGUGACCACUACGGGUUUCUUCCAGAAUGGCGAUGGGGAGAUCACCCCCACACAAGUACAAAACGGCGUUGCUAGGACAAACUGUAUCGACUGCCUCGAUCGUACCAACGCGGCGCAGUUCGUGAUCGGCAAGAGGGCUCUCGGGCAUCAGCUCCACGCGCUUGGCAUCUUAGAGGAUACCAUGAUUGACUACGAUACGGAUGCCGUUAAUCUCUUUACGCACAUGUACCAUGACCACGGCGACACGAUAGCCAUGCAAUAUGGUGGAUCACAGCUAGUCAACACGAUGGAGACGUAUCGCAAGAUUAACCAAUGGACCAGCCAUUCACGAGACAUGAUUGAGAGUUUCAAGCGCUACUACAACAACUCGUUCCUGGAUAGUCAGCGCCAGGAGGCAUAUAACCUGUUCUUGGGCAAUUACAUCUUCGCACAAGGCCAGCCCAUGCUUUGGGACUUAUCAACCGAUUAUUACCUCCACCACGCGGAUCCAAGAAUGUGGCUGCAAAAGGUGCCACAGCAUUACAUACGGUGGUUUACACCGCGGCACCUGCAGAAACGGGUACUCCCACCUUGCAACCCACUACAAGAAGAUACGCAAAAUAAGCCAGUAUCGUUCUAUGAUGAUUACUGGCUUGAGUACUACAGACCAUCCACCCUGUCGUCGUUCCUCAAGAUGUUCCCCUACAAGAUGAACUCUACCAUCAAGUAUAUUCCCUUCAAAUCCACUCAAGAAGGCCGUUAUGAUCUGAGUCCCUUCCGUGUCCGCAAUGAAGGAGAACAGGAGACUCACGUCAAGAAGCGAUCGAGGGAGAAGAAGGAGUUGAGAAUACUUGAUCCUCAGGACGAUUCUCAUCGACCCAACGGCGGCGGCGCUAAUAACGAGUCGCUAAUGACAGAGAAGACGGGGGACAGCCGCGGAAUUUCAAUCCAGCGCUGGCUUCAGCCCGUCGCCCUUGAGAAGCAGCCAACUGUGCCUCAGGGAAUUAUGAAGGAACCCAGCAACGGCAGCGGCGAGCAGCUCCCUGAUGCGCCUCGUAAGCAGACCCCACAGGAGAAGUCAAAAGCUGCCCAGUGGACUUUCAAGAAGGUCGUCUACGAGUCCCUCAACCCAUCCGUCAACGCUCAGGAUACCGACGAGUACCGAAGGUACAUCAGCCACCCGCAGUCCCUUCCCCUCGUCAUCUCCAACGAGGCACCCGAGGACGUCGACGCCUCCGAGUACCAGGACUACCUGAAUGGCAGUUGGCAGACAGACGGCCUUGCAGACAACAAUGGCACUGUGCCCGAGGAGGACAUCACAGCGUACUGGGAUCUGUUGAGGAUCGGGGAUAACCCGCUCACGGUCACGGAUGAGGAUCUGCCCAAGAAGAGAUACAAGGCUUACAGGAAGUGGUUGCGGGGCAAGAGUCUCUUCAAGCAACAGCCUGUCGAUUAG
Messenger RNA from Neoarthrinium moseri, 3012 nucleotides. RefSeq lists its product as uncharacterized. Gene Ontology annotation, molecular function: phosphatidylinositol-3,5-bisphosphate 5-phosphatase activity. The record is from RefSeq and is a predicted model, not a curated record. Gene Ontology annotation, biological process: phosphatidylinositol dephosphorylation. Lineage: Eukaryota; Fungi; Ascomycota; Sordariomycetes; Amphisphaeriales; Apiosporaceae. Bases 1 to 3012 code for a protein of 1003 amino acids. The transcript has a single exon. Gene Ontology annotation, cellular component: intracellular membrane-bounded organelle.